CUGCUAGUGAUCCUGGGUAGAAUCCUGGUUUCCUUUCGGUACAAAUUACCAAAGCUCUUUAAUUCCGUGAACAAACGUCAAUUGCGGGAACAAAAGAGGGUGAAAAAAAGUCAUCCCCAAUAUAUUAUCGCCACAGGAGGGGGGAGAAGUGAAAUUGUGUUGUGCACGGCGAAAGCCAGAGCUUGGCCAACCAUCAAGCAGUGAUUGUGCUGGAUCAAGUGCUGCAAAACUUGAUUUCUUUCUCCCGAACUGGACUUGAAAAGGCCUACGCAAGCAUCAAACGCAAUCCCCCCACGAAGGUUCGAGUUUUUGUCUCGUCGUCGUCGGUACGUGGCGCUGCUAGGGAGGUGCGCGGUGGGAAGGAUCCGAACUUUGUCGAACCAACCAGAGCUGUCCCCUCGUCACCAUGAGUCUGUUCGGAGCAUCAUCUUCACUCAACCAGGAUAUAGAAAAAGCCACCAGCGAAAAUAGUACGACCGAAAACUGGGGCCUCAUCUUGGACAUAUGCGAUCGAGUUAACAACGGAUCGGCAACUCCGAAAGAUUGCCUCAAGUCCAUCGUAAAAAAAUUAAACUCUCCGAAUCCACAUGUAGUGAUGAAGGCUAUUACGCUGCUCGAUGCAUGCGUCAAUAAUUGUGGCAAACAGUUCCAUCUGGAGGUGGCCUCACGGGAGUUUGAAACGGAGUUUAAAAAGCUUUUGCAAAAAAGCCAACCCAAAGUGAACACGAAACUGAAGCUCACGCUUAAACAAUGGUCCGAGAAAGUGUUCAAGUCUGAUCCACAACUCGAUCUAAUACCAUCGCUGUACAAGAAGCUGCGUGAAGAAGGGCACGAUUUCAGUGACCCUUCGGCGACACCAAAGCGCGAAACGACGCUCAGCAAAGACCCGAACGUCGUCUCUAGUCAGCAAGAGGAGGAUGACAUUGCGAAAGCCAUCGAGCUGUCGCUAAAGGAAGUAAAAAUAAACCAAUCGCCUAAAAUGCUGUCAUCCUCUGGCACGACUUCCUCGUCGUUGUAUCCUUCCGCGUUGUUAUCUGCUGCACCUGUGCCUGAACCGAGAAAGGUGCGCGCAUUGUACGACUUUGAGGCGGCGGAAGACAAUGAACUAACGUUUCAGGCGGGCGAAAUCAUCAUGGUCUUGGACGACUCGGAUCCAAACUGGUGGAAGGGCCAGAACCAGCGCGGCGAGGGUCUUUUUCCAUCGAAUUUUGUGACCGCAGACCUUUCGGUGGAGCCGGAAACGCUAAACACCGUCACGACCCAGGGGGCGAAGAAGACGGUUCAGUUCUCCGACGAGCAACAGAAAUCGGAUAGCGACAAAGAACUGCUACAGGCGUCGACGACGGUGGAGAUCAACGAGGAAAAGAUCGACCGUUUGCUGCAUCUGAUACAUGAAGCGGAUCCGGAAGAUCCGUCCCAGGACACGGAGGAGAUGCUGCAGCUGGAGCAGCUGGUAAACCAGAUGGGUCCGAUGAUCGAUGCCGAGCUGGAGCGCGUUGAUCGAAAGCAUGCGCAAUUAACUCAAUUGAGCAGUGACCUGGUGGAUGCGAUCAACUUGUACCAUAAUUUAAUGCGUGAACCUGACCGUACGUCGUCGAUGAGGGCGGUGUCGAUGGUGGCGAUGGCGAUAGGUAGUGGUGGACUGCAGGGUCCAUAUGGUUUACCACCACCACCACCGGGCGGUCAUUCCUCGGGCCCAGCGUCAAUGGGACCGAUGUAUGGAAUGCCCGGAAUGUUUCCAACUAUGCCGGACGGUGGGAUGUACCCGAUGGGUCCGGGGCAGCAGCCGGUGUCAAUGGAUGGUGGUUCAUCUAUGCAAAGGUACACCACGGGUCAUAAUUAUUAUGAUCCAGCAGCAAUGAACGCAACACCGAUGGCGGACCAUUCUCAGUCGCAUCAAACAAUGCACCAUCCUCAUCCACAUCAUCAUCAUCAUCAACAACAGCAGCAGCAACAACCACCACCACCACCAUCCUCGCAACAGGUACCACUUCCGGUGGUUUCGCAAAAUGGACCCAUAACCAAUGGCAUGGUUCCUCCGCAAGCUAACGCCGCACCUGUAAUGUCAAUGGGACCGGGCGUUACUAGUCAACAAGUGCCGCCGCAGACCACCAACACGACAAACCCGCAGGGAAUGCCACCAAACAUGACCGUACCGCCAAUGGCAUACAAUAAUCCAACAUCUCCACCUCCGACUGGACUUUCCGGACCACAGGCGCAAGCAUUUCGCCAAAUGCGACCCAUGGGCCAACCAGGGCAACCAGGGCAGCAAAUGCCACCAGUAAGCUUUCCGAAUUACGUUCCCCAACAACCGUCGCAUCAACAGUCGCAGCCAGCAGGGGCACAAAUGGGGCAACCGCCACAAGGCGUACAACAGCAUCAACAGGGUCCACCACAACAUCACGUCCCUGUUUCUGCAGGAUCGGCCGCACAGACGACGGCACCAUCAGCUGCUAACAUGAACCAUCAUCAGCAUCAUCAUCAUCCACAGCAGCAGCAGCAGCAGCAGCAGCACCAGUUUCCAAUGAACAUGCCACCGUCACACUUUCCUGCUCCCUCAGUAGCAGCAGCUCCUGUCCAUCAUCUUCAACAGCAGCAACCGCCGACGGUAUUUAUGCCCCAGAUGGGACCAACUUCCAACCCGAUGGGCAACUUUUCCAUGGGACCGAUGAGUAUGUUUCCACCGGGAGCCGGAACUACGGGAACCGCGGGACCUUUAUCGAUAAAUACCAACCAUCCGGGGCCGCAAAACAUUCCCAUCUACCAACAGCAGCGGUAAGGCUGCAGUCUUAAGGCAGGACUGGGAAACGAAAAUGUGCAGAACGUGUCAAAAUUGAAAACACCUUUCCGUCACUCCAGCAACCACAACCACCACCACACCCCGAAAAGGGGGAUGGAUUUUGGAUCGAUGGUUGGGGUACAGUUUUGGCGGGUGAUAAACGUUGUUAGCCAUAGCUUGAAGUAGGGAAAGGAUUGAGAAGGCAGUUUUUUCGGAUUGCUUCGUUGUUUAAUGCAAAAGUGUCAAAUAAGAGCAAACCCCAUUUAGGAGUCCUUUCAAGCAAAGAGAGACGACCAAAAAAAGGUUCGUUCGUCAGUUUCAAACAAAGUAGGUUGUUGUGGUGGAGGAUUUGGUGUUUCCGGUACACAAACGGCUCGUUUAACCUGACGCGCCCAUUUUUGAACUCAUAGGUUAGCUUGGCGAGUGGCGAGAGAAGCAGGAGCGCGGUGGCAAACUGUUUGCUGGCAAUAACAUUACAAUAUAUAUUUUUUGUUUGUUUUAAAUUCAGUGCGGCUAAAUAAGUGGUAUGUUUGGUAUAGGAAGCCUUGUUCUGUGCACGUGUGCACAAGAAGCUGGUAGGUGAUUGAAUGGGAUAUCAUUGACGAAAGAUUAUUAUCAACAUUCACAGAAUCUACAAACGGAUAGCGUAUAACGUAACAAUGAUAGGACAUGUAUUUAUACGAUAUCACGGCAUAGAGCGGAGCUGGCGAGCAUGUCGUCUUGUAUCUCCGAACGUAGUUUUUCUUUUCGAUUUGCAAUAUGUGCAGCGGCAAUUCUGAAGCGUAAGGGAAACUACUGGAUCUACUGCUGCUGCUGGUUAUCUUUUGGAAGCUGUAAAAUAGUUUAGCUAUCUAUCUACCAACCUACCUACACCCUGCGUACAUACAUACACGAAAAAUAAAUAUUCUAAAUUAAUAAAAU
Molecule: messenger RNA, 3700 nt
Organism: Anopheles coustani
Lineage: Eukaryota; Metazoa; Arthropoda; Insecta; Diptera; Culicidae
Gene: Stam
Product: signal transducing adapter molecule 2
Exons: 6
Coding region: 407-2779 (790 amino acids)
Biological process (GO): protein transport to vacuole involved in ubiquitin-dependent protein catabolic process via the multivesicular body sorting pathway
Cellular component (GO): ESCRT-0 complex
Molecular function (GO): ubiquitin binding; phosphatidylinositol binding
Source: RefSeq, a predicted model, not a curated record